Molecule: messenger RNA, 657 nt
Organism: Helobdella robusta
Lineage: Eukaryota; Metazoa; Annelida; Clitellata; Rhynchobdellida; Glossiphoniidae
Exons: 5
Biological process (GO): cell surface receptor signaling pathway; adenylate cyclase-modulating G protein-coupled receptor signaling pathway
Cellular component (GO): plasma membrane
Molecular function (GO): G protein-coupled peptide receptor activity
Source: RefSeq, a predicted model, not a curated record
UGUCCAGCGGUAUGGGAUGGGGUGAUGUGUUGGCCCUCUGCCCAACCCGGGACCCAAGUCUCACAGCGAUGUCCUGAUUAUAUUAUUGCGUUCAGGAGAGGAGGUGUGGCAGUGAGAAGAUGCUUGGAGACGGGCAGCUGGUUCAUCAGUCCCAUGACAAACCUCUCUUGGACCAACUACAAUGAUUGUUCCAUUGAACUUGACAAAGUUGAUGAACACAACGUACAAGUCAUUAAAAAUGCUCUUGAUAUCGUCAGCUUAGAACCCAUUCAGUUAUUUCUAAUUCUUCUCAACUCAAAACUCAACAAACUUACCAGGAAACUACACUGUCCAAGAAACUCCAUCCACAUAAACUUGUUCGUCUCCUUCAUACUGAGGGCCACUUUGAGCAUCAUACAUGAGACAUCACACGUAGGAACAAUUUAUUAUCUCCGUGCGGACCAGGUGUGGUUGUGCAGAUUGCUAACAACGAUGCACACAUAUUUUGCCAUUUCAAACAACGCUUGGGUCUUUCUUGAGGGCCUCUACCUCAGAAACAUCAUUUACCGGGAUGUUUUCACUGAAACUCAUCCAAUCACGUACUAUUUCCUGUUUGGAUGGGGUGCGUUUGUUAAAUUUUUUCUAAUUUUAUUUAUUCUUUUAUUUUUUCUAGUUUAG